Molecule: messenger RNA, 2050 nt
Organism: Beta vulgaris subsp. vulgaris (sugar beet)
Lineage: Eukaryota; Viridiplantae; Streptophyta; Magnoliopsida; Caryophyllales; Amaranthaceae
Product: ABSCISIC ACID-INSENSITIVE 5-like protein 5
Exons: 5
Coding region: 337-1806 (489 amino acids)
Biological process (GO): positive regulation of DNA-templated transcription
Cellular component (GO): nucleus
Molecular function (GO): DNA-binding transcription factor activity
Source: RefSeq, a predicted model, not a curated record
AAAAAUGUCUUCUCUCUUUAAAAGAGUGUAGAGAGAGAAAGAGAAAUUUUUGGUGAAAGAAAGAAAAUAAAAAGAGUUUGCUUCUCUCUUUUAUUUUUCAUCAAGAGCUAGACAGCCGACACUUGUCCAGAAUUAAAAACUUCUCCCACUGGUUGUAGUUGUGGGAACAUAUUGUUGAAAUUAGAGUUGCAAUUGAAGCAAGUUCACAUGUAAGACUUUGUUAUGUGUUAAUUUUUGUUGAUAUCUGUACUUUUUAUGAAUUGAAGAUUACUCAGAUUUGUGGAAAAAUUACUAGUGGGUGUUGAAUUUGUAAGUUAAGUAGAAAAUUAGUAGAAAAUGGGGAGUAAUACUAAUAUAAACUUCAGUAAGAACUAUGGAAAUGAAGCAGCAGGUGAUGGGGGUGUUGGUGGAAGUGGAAGACCACCUGGGUCAGGGUUAGGGUCAGGGAACUUCUCCUUAGCAAGACAACUAUCAGUAUAUUCCUUAACGUUCGACGAAUUUCAGAAUACAUUAGGUGGGAUGGGGAAGGAUUUUGGGUCAAUGAAUAUGGAUGAAUUGUUGAAGAACAUAUGGAGUGCUGAAGAAACACAAUGUAUGGCACCAGGAGCAGGAGCAGGAACAGCAGCUGUUGCUGCAGCUGCUGCUGUUGUUGGGAGUGGUAUUCAAGAAGGGGGGAGUUCGGGUGGAUAUUUGCAGAGACAGGGUUCACUAACACUACCUAGGACGCUUAGUCAGAAAACGGUUGAUGAGGUAUGGAAGGAUAUUGCGAAAGAGUUUAAUGGUGGGAAAGACGGGGGUGGUGGAUCUAAUGUGCCACAGAGACAGCAGACACUUGGGGAGAUCACUUUGGAGGAGUUUUUGGUGAGAGCUGGGGUUGUAAGGGAAGAUACCCAAGUGGUUGGGAAGCCUAACAAUAAUAAUAACACUUCUGCUGGUGCUGGAAUUUUUGGAGAUUUUGCUAGGCCUAGUAAUGGGAACAAUGGUAAUACAGGUUUUGGUAUUAACUUUCAACAACCUGGCCGAGGUGUUGAGUUGAUGGGUAAUCAUAUUGCGGAGACUAACCAUCAGAUGUCAUUGCAAGCAGCUAAUUUGCCAUUAAAUGUUAAUGGGGUUCGAACAUCACAACAGCAGCAGCAACAGCAAACACCGACACAGCUAUCCCACUCCCAGCAGCCACAGCAGCAGCAGCAGCAACAACAACAACAACAACAGCAACAACCACUGUUCCCUAAACAGGCUGCUGUUUCAUAUGCUUCUGCUAUGACACUUCCCAACAAUGCUCAGCUAGGUAACGUAGGAGUUAGGGGUGGCAUCAUGGGAUUAGGUGAUCCUGGGAUCAACAGCAAUAUGGUCCAAAGUGCAGCUCCACAAGGUGGUGGAGGAAUGGGUAUGGUUGGGUUAGGAGGAGGUGGAGCAAUUGGUGUUCCUGCUGGAUCUCCUGCAGCUUUGUCAUCCGAUGGGCUUGGCAGGAGCAAUGGGGACUCAUCCUCUGUAUCACCAGUUCCGUACAUGUUUAAUGGUGGUCUUAGAGGGAGAAAAGGAAUCCAUGCUGUUGACAAAGUUGUUGAGAGGAGGCAGAGGCGGAUGAUAAAAAAUAGAGAAUCAGCUGCAAGGUCCCGAGCACGUAAACAGGCCUAUACUAUGGAGCUGGAGCAGGAGGUUCAAAAACUAAAAGAGGAGAAUCAAGAGUUACGGAAGAAACAGGCUGAAAUAAUGGAAAUGCAAAAAAAUCAGGUGAUGGAGAUGAUAAAUGCACAAUCUGGUUCUCGGAAAAAGCUUAGGAGGACACAAACCGGGCCAUGGUGAGAAAUCAAUGUGGAUACUUACAGUUACAGUAGGUUUUUGUUGUAAAUAUUUUGAGGGAGUGGAUGUUUUUUCUGUUUAUUGGAUAGCUGAGGAUCCUAUUUUAGGUUGAAAGUUUCCAUUUUUAUAGUUUCUUUUCCUCUAAACAUCAUCACUUGUAGGAAAGAGGAAAUGUUACAUGUGAUACAUAUAAAACCUGUUGGAUAUGUAUUUUUAGGACAUGUCCAAUUCUCAGCUUCUUACUGUA